GUAGUCUCACGCUCAGGGGGGAGGAGAGGCGCAAAGGCAAAGAGGUCAAGAGGAGGGGAGCACGAACCACGUGUGCUCCUUGCCAUGUACAGCGCUGUCCUUCCUCCGUGCACUUGUUUGUGUCAGCCUGCACCCCUCCUCGCACAUCGCGUUAUCCGAAGAAUUUGUUUUUAACUGCUGCGAUUAUCACACACCGAAGCAGAGCUGCGGGGGGAAAUUUCUGUCGCCACACUGACUGCCGACCAUGGUGAGCAAGACAGAUGACAUCCCGGCGUCAGUGCCUGACUGUAAUCCGGUUGAUCUUGCGGAUAAAGCCGGGGAUGGAGCCCAGGACGGCGAGACGCAGCUGAAGGAUCCCUGCGAGCACAGUGCAGAAACAGCAAUGGUGAACGGCGAUGGAGCUCACGACCAUGCGGAGGAGGCAGAACCGAAGCAGGAUGGGAACGGCGAGGCAGACGCCGGCGACGAUUCCAACGAACAGGAAGUUAUCGUGAUCCAGGACACCGGCUUCACAGUUAAGAUUCAAGCACCUGGAACCGAGCCAUUUGACCUGCAGGUGUCUCCCCAAGAAAUGGUGCAGGAAAUCCAUCAGGUUUUGAUGGAUCGGGAGGACACGUGCCACCGGACCUGCUUCUCUCUGCAGCUGGAUGGAAACGUCCUGGACAACUUUGCGGAGCUGAAGUCCAUCGAAGGCCUGCAGGAGGGCUCCCUGCUCAAAGUGGUUGAAGAGCCUUACACAGUGCGUGAAGCUCGGAUCCAUGUGCGCCACAUCAGAGACCUGCUGAAAAGCUUGGACCCCUCAGACGCCUACAAUGGCGUGGACUGCAACUCCCUGUCUUUCCUGAGCUUCUUCACUGAUGGAGACCUAGGAGAAAGUGGGAAGCGGAAGAAGAAGGGGAACGAGCUGGAACAGAUUGACUGCACCCCCCCUGAGCACAUUUUGCCCGGAAGCAAAGAGCGCCCCCUACUGCCUCUGCAGCCACAGAACAAAGAUUGGAAGCCAUUGCAGUGCCUGAAGGUCCUGACUAUGAGUGGCUGGAACCCCCCACCUGGAAACAGGAAGAUGCACGGUGAUCUCAUGUACCUGUACAUCGUAACUGUGGAGGAGCGCCAUGUCAGUGUCACCGCCUCUACACGCGGCUUCUACCUCAACCAAUCAACUACCUACACCUUUAACCCCAAACCGGCCAACCCCAGCUUCCUGAGCCAUUCUCUGGUGGAGCUGCUGAGCCAGAUCAGCCCUGCCUUCAAGAAGAACUUCACUGCCCUGCAAAAGAAAAGAGUCCAGAGACAUCCGUUCGAGAGGAUAGCCACGCCUUUCCAGGUGUACAGCUGGACUGCUCCACAGGUGGAUCAUGCUAUGGACUGCGUUCGGGCUGAGGAUGCCUACACCUCCCGCCUUGGUUAUGAAGAGCACAUACCUGGACAGACCAGAGACUGGAAUGAGGAGUUGCAGACCACCAGAGAGCUGACCAGGAAGAACCUGCCUGAGCGCCUGCUGAGGGAGAGAGCCAUAUUCAAGGUUCACAGUGACUUUGCAGCUGCUGCCACUCGGGGUGCCAUGGCGGUGAUUGAUGGGAACGUGAUGGCCAUCAACCCCGGGGAGGAGACUCGCAUGCAGAUGUUCAUCUGGAACAACAUCUUCUUCAGUCUGGGCUUUGAUGUGCGGGACCACUACCGUGAGCUGGGUGGGGACGCGGCCGCCCACGCCGCUCCCACCAAUGACUUGAACGGCGUGCGAGCGUAUGGGGCGGUGGACGUGGAGGGCCUGUACACUUUAGGGACAGUGGUGGUGGACUACAGAGGCUACCGGGUGACAGCCCAGUCCAUCAUCCCCGGCAUCCUGGAGCGCGAGCAGGAGCAGAGCGUCAUCUACGGCUCCAUCGACUUUGGGAAGACUGUUGUGUCUCACAGCAAAUACUUGGAGCUGCUUGAAAAGACCAGCCGGCCGCUGAAGAUCCAGCGGCAUAGCGUUCUGAAUGAGAAGGACGAGAAGGUGGAGCUGUGCUCCUCCGUCGAAUGCAAGGGUAUAAUCGGGAACGACGGCAGACAUUACAUCCUGGACCUUCUUCGUACCUUCCCUCCCGACCUAAACUUCCUGCCGGUUGAUGGAGAGGAGCUCUCAGCGGAGAGCAAGCGGCUCUGCUUCCCUCGUCAGCAUCGUCAUCGCUUGGCUUGUCUUCGCCAAGAACUCAUCGAGGCCUUCGUUGAGCACAGGUAUCUGCUUUUCAUGAAGAUGGCAGCGCUGCAGCUCAUGCAACAAAAAGCAAACAAAGACUCUAACAAGAGCGACGUGCCCUCCAUCACUGAAACCUCCGACACGCCCACAGAGACCAGCGCAGACACAAACCAGACACAGACUGCUGCUGCAGAGGCUUUAAACGCAACAGAAGCCUCCACCAACAGCACAAGUCAGAGCGACGGCAGCACCCCCGCUGCCUCACAAACGGAAACUCAAAAGGAGGAAAGCUCCUCGAAGCCCACAGUAAUUGGGUGUCUCGAAUCUGCAGCCACCCAGAAUGGGGAAUGCAAAAGCCCACUGGAGGGUAAGGAGCUUGAGGAAACUAUUCCAGGAUUAGCUCAAGCCAAAGAACUGGCGGAGACCUUAGUUGCCGAAGACGGAGCCGGUAUUGAUCCCAAAAGCCGUGAAGUCGUCCUCAAUGCCUGCAGAGCCGUUGGUUCCAUCAGCAACACCUCCUUUGAUAUUCGUUUCAACCCAGACAUCUUCUCUCCAGGAGUUCGCUUCCCAGAAGACAUUGCAGAAGACAUCCAGAAGCAGAAGCAGCUUCUCAAAGAUGCUGCUGCCUUCCUGGUUUCCUGUCAGAUCCCUUCACUGAUUAAAGACUGUUUGGACCACACCGCUCUGCCCAUGGACGGAGCCACGCUAACGGAGGCUUUGCACCAGAGAGGCAUUAAUGUUCGCUAUUUGGGGACAGUUCUGGAGUUUGUGGACAAGACUCCAGCGAAAACCCAACUAGAUCACUUUUAUAGAAUAGGGAUCAUUGAGCUGAUCACCAGAUGUGCAAAACAUAUUUUCAAAACAUACCUUCAGGGUGUGGAGCUUUCGGCUCUGUCAGCAGCUGUAAGUCACUUCCUCAACUGCUUUUUGAGCUCCUUCACUGACGCAGUCGCACAUCUACCUCCCGACGAGCUCGUGUCGCGGCGCAAAAGCCGCAAGCGCCGCAACAGGGUCCCAGGGGGAGGAGACAACACGGCGUGGGCCAGCCUGACGCCCAGCGAGUUGUGGAAGAACAUCGCUUCAGAGGCCCAGAGCUACUUCUACUUCAGCAUUCACUGUGAAAGUGUCGACCAGGUGGUGGAGAAAUACGGCCUUCAGAAAACCACUCUGCUCAGAGAGAUUUCAAUUAAAACGGGCAUCCAGAUUCUGUUAAAAGAAUACAACUUUGACAGUCGCCACAAGCCCACCUUCACUGAGGAGGACAUCCUGAAUAUUUUUCCCGUCGUCAAACACGUCAACCCCAAAGCCUCUGAUGCCUUCCACUUCUUCCAGAGUGGGCAGGCCAAAGUGCAGCAAGGUUUUCUCAAAGAGGGCUGUGAACUUAUCAACGAAGCCCUCAACCUCUUCAAUAAUGUGUACGGGGCCAUGCACGUGGAGAUUUGUGCCUGUCUGCGCCUGCUGGCUCGCCUUAACUACAUCAUGGGGGACCACCCUGAGGCUCUCAGCAAUCAGCAAAAGGCAGUUCUGAUGAGUGAGAGAGUUCUAGGCAUCGAGCACCCCAACACCAUUCAAGAAUAUAUGCACUUGGCUCUGUACUGCUUUGCUAACGGCCAGCUUUCCACCGCCCUGAAGCUGCUUUACCGCGCUCGUUACCUCAUGCUCUUGGUCUGUGGCGAGGAUCACCCAGAGAUGGCGCUAAUAGAUAGUAAUAUUGGGCUGGUGCUGCACGGAGUGAUGGAGUACGAUUUAUCUUUGAGAUUCCUGGAGAACGCCUUGACCAUCAACUCUAAGUAUCAUGGAGCCCGCUCCCUUAAAGUGGCUCUCAGCCAUCAUUUAGUUGCGAGGGUUUACGAGAGCAAGGCCGAGUUUCGCUCUGCUCUUCAGCAUGAGAAGGAGGGUUACACCAUUUACAAGAACCAGAUGGGUGAGGCUCAUGAGAAAACCAAGGAGAGCUCCGAUUAUCUGAAGUAUCUGACCCAGCAGGCUGUAGCCCUUCAGAGAACCAUGAAUGAAAUCUACAAGAAUGGGUCCAACGCCAGCAUAAUGCCCCUCAAGUUCACCGCCCCCAGCAUGGCCAGCGUCCUGGAGCAGCUCAACAUCAUCAAUGGCAUCAUCUUUAUACCACUGAGCCAAAAGGAUCUGGAAAACCUGAAGGCGGAGGUGCAGAGGAGGCAGCAGCUGCAGGAGCUGGGAAAGACUGAGGAUUCCAGCGAGGAAAACCCAAUGGAACUAGAAGAUAAAAUCCCUAUCGAUUAAAUAUUUCAAAAAAACAUUCAGUAAAGUACUUUUGGCUGAAGGGUGGAUCGACAGCCGUCAUCCAGCCUGUGUGGACCUGAGCAGCGAGAAGUCUAAUUCAACAAUGAAAUAACCAGCGUGAGCGAGCGAGGGAGCGAGGGAGGGGGGGUCACUGCAGGCUAUAGAAAACUGUAGGAUAAAGUACCAAGCAGAGGCUUCCUGCCAGAUAUAAUGGGGAGGAAGAUGAUGAGGCGUCAAAUCAACCCAAUGUGCAAUCGUAAAGACAACUGACGUCACUGACUGUUGGCUGCUUAGAAAUCUGAUUGUUUGGAAGGAGAGGUUUCAGUAGAGUCAAGGAGACCAAGAAUGACCAUGACCUUGUAUACCAGCGCCUUAUUCACUAUACUUUCAUCCCCAGAUCAUGUUUUUUUCUCAAGCUUCCCACAACCCUUCAAUCAAUUGCCUAAAGAGCCUCAAAGAUCUAUUGUUAUGUAGCUUCCCCUUUUAUCUUCCCCCCCAAAAGAUGCUUUGUAUGAAUGAAGCAUCCACCCUGUCCUACAACUCAGGGUUCUUUCUACUGUGCACUAAGACCAGAGAGGAGUCAUUUGAUUUUUUUUUUUGUUCAAGUGGGGCUUAAGAAUGUAACUUCCCUUCAUUGUGGCUUUUUUUUUUUUGGUCACUUUGCAGCAUCCUUUAGACACACCUGAUGGUAAAUGAAUCUGAACCAGAAUGUUCCUAUCGGAACACGUUCCCAUUUCCGAGUUUCUGUCUCUCGGAACAAACAGGAAGUUCUCUGCUUUUCAUUUCAUUCAUUUUUCAUUCUUUUUUUUAAGUAAUUUUUUUUGUAAAAGUACACAUGAUAAUCAAGAAGGAGAUUUGUGCUUGUUGAUUAGCAGUUAAUUUAAGCCAUGCUUGUUUUAUAGAAACUGUAUAGAGGUGUAAAAGAUGUAUAAAUCUCUGUUGGAUUUAGACAGGUACUUAAAUGGAGAAGACAGGUUUGAAAUAUGUCCACUUUAAAUCUUAGUUCUCUAUAAAUAUAUAAAAAAAGUUGUGCGCAAUCUUCUAUUUUUACACACUAAACGAAAACGUGUGCAUGUGUGUAUGUGUGUCUUUGUGUAGUCCAACAGGAAAUAUGUCGGACCGUUGCUGCUUUUCCGCUGCUGCGUAGUUGGAAUAGAGACUCUGCAAACAUUUGCUUUCCAAAUGUUUUAUACUUCUACAAACUGAGGCGGUUAAAUGGCUGUUUUUCAAUUUAUCCUAAAAACCGUCAUGGUGUUAAAAGUGCUGGAGAAGGCACUACGGUUUUCUCAUGUGGCUCAUUCACUGGAGCUUAGGUGGUUUAUUUUCCUUUGAUUCAUUCAAUCAUCUUUUAUUUUUAAUAUCUAACCAAGAGAGAGGUGCACUUUCUCUUGCUGUGUUUUCACGGCAUCAUGGACAGAAAUGAGGCUGCCUCAUGUUGUUGUACCAAAAGAAAGUUAAAAGCCUGAUUAAGGUUUGUUUGUUUGUAUACAUUCAAUGUAUCCCUUAAUGGCUACUCGACUGUAGCUUUAGAUGUAUGUGAUUGAAGCAAUAGAAAGAUGGUGAUGGAGAUGAUUUUUUUUAUUAUUAUUAUUUAGAAAUAAUAAAAUAAAAUGCAGUUUUUACUUGACAAAAGAAAUGCAAGAUUUAAUGUAUCAGCUUAAUUAUGUGAAAAUAAAGAAGCCACAUGCAAAUGCACACCAAACUACCAAGAAACAAGUUAAUGUUUUUCAUAUCUGAAUGGAUAGUGGGUGUUGAUGGGUAAAACUCUACGUCUGAUGUUUGCCUCCUUAUCUGGGUCUCUUGUGUCACAUUUUGAGAUAUUUUUAAAUUUUUUUUUUUUUUUUUUUUGCCAACCAUAAUUUAUACUCGCUACUAUCAACAUUCUCCACUGGGUGGCAGAGUAAAUCUUCUCCUCAUAACCACAGAGUCUAAACUUCAGUACUCUUGACUAAAUAUAUCAAAUGAUAAGUUUUGGGGUCGGCUGCAAUCUUUUUCAUAAAUUUUAAUGUUUGGGUGUCUAAGUUUGUUGCAAGACAAGUUUGCAAAGAAUGAUGUAUGUACCAACUGGAUAUUUUUUUGUCUUUUUUUUUGUUAUUAUUCCACUAUGUUUUAGCAAUUCUCCCUUACGGUGCAGCCUUGACUACAUUCAAAAUGAAACAAAAGCUGAAGUGUAAACCCUACUGCAAAUCAAUUUUAGGAAGAAAAAAAAGACUGUUUAUUGAUGUGCUAUGCAGUCGAUGGAGACUGUUAAAUGUUUAACUUACUGUUAGAAAUCCUGUGGAAAAACGCAUUCUAACAAAAGUAAGGUUUUUUUUGUAAUUUAAGAACAAAUUUGUGUGAAAUAUAACUAUUUAUCCCCAAAUAUGAACUUCAGUAAUUCCCACCAAAUUCAUUUGUUGUGUCUGUGACGCCAUAAAUGACGAGUCUCUGAAAGUUUUAUAUGGAUGAAAAUCUUCUGCUCAAAGGCUCCUUGUAUGCAUUGUUGGCAAAUCUGCUUCCUCUGAUAGUGUGUGGUAUUUGUUGCUUUACAUUCUACUUUCUUUGUCUGAGUAUGGGUUUGUAUUAAAAUAAAACUUGUAAAAUAUU
Oryzias melastigma (Indian medaka) is the source of this 7021-nucleotide messenger RNA. It is a transcript of the gene cluha, whose product is annotated as clustered mitochondria (cluA/CLU1) homolog a. Bases 245 to 4435 code for a protein of 1396 amino acids. Gene Ontology annotation, molecular function: mRNA binding; protein binding. Gene Ontology annotation, biological process: intracellular distribution of mitochondria. The record is from RefSeq and is a predicted model, not a curated record. The transcript has 27 exons. Gene Ontology annotation, cellular component: cytoplasm. NCBI's taxonomy places the organism in Eukaryota, Metazoa, Chordata, Actinopteri, Beloniformes, Adrianichthyidae.